This is a messenger RNA of Diaporthe amygdali, 1968 nucleotides long. RefSeq lists its product as uncharacterized. The transcript has 5 exons. The coding region runs from base 1 to 1968 and encodes 655 amino acids. Gene Ontology annotation, molecular function: zinc ion binding; sequence-specific DNA binding. Lineage: Eukaryota; Fungi; Ascomycota; Sordariomycetes; Diaporthales; Diaporthaceae. The record is from RefSeq and is a predicted model, not a curated record. Gene Ontology annotation, cellular component: nucleus. Gene Ontology annotation, biological process: positive regulation of transcription by RNA polymerase II; DNA-templated transcription.
AUGUCCUCGCCUUCGAAUAGCGUUGCCGGUAGCCCGGCUAAUCCCACCAGUCCGCUCAACCGCAAGAAGCGAACCUUUGCGGCUUGCAGUUACAUCCAGAAGCUCCAAGCGGACAAUGCCGAACUCAGAAGAAACAACUCCACGUCCGGCACAACGAGACUAGGGACACCAUCUAGCGACCAAGCUGUCAACGCGUCAUCUUCAGAGGGAAUCGUAAGUCAUCCUGACACGACAGAACACCUCGCUGCAGAUGAAGGCGAGGACGGGACGGGUGCGGGUACGGCCACUCCACUUCUUGAGCAGCGUGUCAUGGCUCAGGAUAAGAGUGUGUCCUUGGGAGCAUUUUACGUCGGUGGCGCCGCCUGCACGGCUUUUUCGACACGUCUCGGUGCUUGUGUACGCGGCAGCCCAGUGAAAGUGGCAAAGACAUCGUACACUGUACCGGUCUAUAAGCAUCCAACAUUCAGCCGCAGGCUUGAGCCACAAUACACCCUGCCGAGCCGAGCAUACGCAAACAUGCUCAUACAAGUCGUGAUGAGAUUUGUCGGGUCGGAUUAUCACCUGAUCAGAAGGAAGUCCUAUCUGGAGAGUAUCGAUCUCAUAUAUGAUGAUCAUCAGCAGACGGACUCACUCUCCCUGAGUCGUUUCUUCGCCUUGCUGGCCUUGGGAGAACUUUGGUUGAAGAAGACCGGAGCGAUUCUGAACGGAGAGAAGACCGUGCCCGGGACGAAUCUCUUUCUCCAAGCCGUCUCGCUCUUUCAGGAACAAUUUGAGGAACCUAGCAUCGAAUAUAUUGAGACCCUCUUGGCACUGUGUUUCUAUUGCUUCGCCCUUAACCGAACGAGCACAGCAUUUGUCUAUGCUGGUCUAGCGUUGCGCUUGAGCCAGACCCUGGGGCUCCAUCGAAAUAUCGCGUACGAGUCCAACGACAACUUGCCUGAAGCAGAUAAGGACGACUUUUUUGAUCCCAUGCAGCUCAUUGCUAAUAUCAGGCUGUGCCGCAUCACGGGAUCAGUUCUGAGCCUCAUCUACGGAGGGCCGUCCCCAAAAGACGCUGGAGACUUCAUUAAAAACGUGCAUACCAUCCUGAACCAAUUGAAGAAACUCGACGCCGAACUCCCGAUAGAACUGAAGCUAGAUCACACGCGCUUCCCAGCGUACGGCUCAAGAUCCGUCGCAUCUUUACGGCUGCACUUCAACCAGAACCUCAUUCUCACCACGCGGCCCGUGUUGCUCCAUAUUUUAAAUUACAAUCUCAAACGCCUGCGAUGUGAUCCUUCUACAAUUAUGGGAGUGAAGCAGCUUUCGCCGAUGACAAUCGCUUUGAGCGAGGCAUGCAUCUACGCUGCGAGAGCAUCUGCGAAUAUCCUCGAGCAGCUCUGGAUAAGCGGUAACAUUUCAACUUUUGGCUACUUUGACGCUCAUUACACGUUCUCUGCAACAGUGAUCCUGAUGAUCUCAAGGGCCCUUCGCCCCAACACUGAAGAUGACGACGCAAUAGCGUUGGCUUUGACAUUACUCCAUUCUAUGGUUGAAGAUGGCAACAUUCCGGCCCGUGAGCUCAUUGAUAGGAUUUCUGCCCUGCAGAAGGACUUUGAGAUUCUGAGAUCGUCGGAAGACUCCGGAGAAGGUCUAAUGGCUGAAAGUACCACAGGGUUUAUCACCUCAACGGGCACCUUUGCAGCAAACAUCAAUAGAAACCGUCCUCUUUCUCCUUCCCAAUCCCGGAAAGCUUCUUCUACCAGCAUACCGACGCCACCAAGACUAGACAGCACCAUUGAUUCGACGGGCCGGCCAACGGUCGCGACGGCCCCUUUGGACGCACCUUUCAUACAGAAUUUUCUCGGAAACUGCACUCAAGAAUGGAGUCCACAGGACUUUGAAUUUUUGAAUCAGGGCACUGGUGUUUGGGCAUCGGCAUGGGACAGCUUUGAUUUGCAACGUAGCGAGGAUAGCAUAGGCCUUUGA